GCCGACUUUCAUUCAUUGACAAAUGUUGACAUGAUUUUGCAAUUUAGCAAUCACUCAUCCUGUCCCUGUCUCUUCCAGAUGUCUGUUUGGUGGCAGGUUCUGUUUCUCCAGUUUUUCCUUACCCUGAGCUGUGUGAACCCAUGUUGUGCAUCCCAUCCAGGCCUACUCAAGUCCUACUCAUACUCCCUCAAAUCCAUCAGAUGCACCCACACUCGGGUACAGCAGCUGCUCAGGAGAUAUAAGGAGGAGCAGUUGGAUAACAAGCAGUUUGAGGACAGAAGUCUGGAGUGGCAGACCCUACCCUCCCUCUCCACAGACUUCUACCACUGGCUUCAGAUGAAGGACUGGGAGCGUCUGAGUGCUGCCUCUCGAGACCUGCACACCUUCUGGGCUCACCUGGACAUGAAGAGAAGGGAGAUAGAGAGGGAGGAGGUUGGACAGGGGGCAGCCCACAGGAUGGGGAGCAGGGGCAAGCCAAAACCCAGCAUACCUGAGAGAAUACAGCACAUUCUGACAGACCUGCGGGAUCUCAUGACAAAAGUCAACUUUCAGUUGAGAUGUGUGAACAGCUCCAAUGUAAUCCCCACAUCCCCCCCUGCCCUGACCCGUGCAGUGAGCACUCCCUCCAGCCACCAGGCCCCAUCAAAGUCCCUGUGGACCAGCCGCCUGGAGGGCUACGUCAUCCUCAGGGACCUGGAGCGCUACCUCACCAAGCUGGCCAGAGACUUCAUCCUCCUGAAGACCAAACACAGAGGUCCUCCAGGUACCUAGCCCAGGGGCAGAUAGACAUGGUAUGCAUGGAUUCAUAUUGAUAAUGCAAACUAGUACUGCACAAGCCUGUGACGGGUUGUGGUUAGAGUGGCUUUUAACUUAUUUUGUGGACUAUGGACAAUGUUGGAUGUGAGAAUUUACAAAUUGUAGUAUUAUGAAUUAUAACACAACAGUAUUUUAUGUAGUCAAUGCACACAGUUUAUUUCAGAAGUAACAAGGCAGCUAAUAACACCAAUAAUAAUGAUAUUAGUAUUAUUCAUUAUGAUGAUAAUAAUCAGCGUUAUUAUAAGUUGAUAAUAAUUAUAUAUUUCAUUCAGUAUUACUAUGACAGAAAUACAGUACUGUGACUCAAUAUUGCCAAGUGAUGUCAAUACCUGCUGUUGUUAUUUCAACUGCAUUAAUGAUAGGGUUCAAUGAAUCAAUAAGGCCCGAGGGGGUGUGGUAUAUGGCCCUAAAUACCAAGGAUAAGGGCUGUUCUUAGGCAUGAUGCAUCCCAGAGUGCCUGGAUACAGCCCUUAGCUGUGGUAUAUUGCCCAUAUACCACAAACCCCAGAGGUGCCUUAUUGCUAUUAUAAACUGGUUACCAACGUAUUUAUAACAGAAAACAAGUAGUUUUGCGUCAUACCCAGGGUAUAUUGUCUGAUAUACUACGGCUUUUCCGCCAAUCAGCAUCCAGGAGCCAAACUACCUGGUUUAUAAUUUCUAGUAUUCCUUAAGAUCAUGAUUUCUCAUUGUUGUGAGAUGCUCGGUUGACUUUGUUAGACUGAAACCAAGUUUACGCAUAGUGUUACUGUAUGUCUUACUCUACUCUGGGUUUCUCCCGGAGUUUCCUUCUUUUCUUUCUCUCUCUCUCGCUGACUCUAACAGCUGAGAGCUGGAAGAGUGUUGAGAAACACUACCCAACAUCCCCUUUCUCAACAGUCCUCACUUCACUUCACUGUACUUUCCAAAGAUGCCUUUUUGCCUAUUUAUUUACUUAUUUAUUACUUAUUUA
This is a messenger RNA of Oncorhynchus kisutch (coho salmon), 1765 nucleotides long. RefSeq lists its product as uncharacterized. The record is from RefSeq and is a predicted model, not a curated record. The coding region runs from base 31 to 771 and encodes 246 amino acids. NCBI's taxonomy places the organism in Eukaryota, Metazoa, Chordata, Actinopteri, Salmoniformes, Salmonidae. The transcript is spliced from 4 exons. Gene Ontology annotation, biological process: positive regulation of tyrosine phosphorylation of STAT protein; cell surface receptor signaling pathway. Gene Ontology annotation, cellular component: extracellular region. Gene Ontology annotation, molecular function: cytokine activity.